GGGGAUAUCGAGAGCGCACAUCCAGAGCAGCAGCGGAGCGGCUCCGUCAGAUGAAUGUAUAGCAGAGCCCAGCCAUGCCAAUAACAAGUAAAGGGUCAAGACGGAGGGCAUGGGUCAGUGGACCCUGCGUGUGUCUCUGGUGGUGGAAGCCAUUAUUUUACCUCUGCGCUGUCCUUAUUCAGUCCUCAACUGCUCACAGAACGCUGGAGCUCCAGCUGGAUGAAGAGCAGCCCGCGGGGACCAUCGUUGGGGAUAUCAGCGCUGGGUUACCACCUGGCGAAACGUCAGAUCUUUACUUCAUCUCUGACCAUGAAGAAACUGUUGGCAGUGACCUCAACAUUGAUGAAUCUACAGGCAUCAUUACCACAGCACGCCGCCUGGACCGCGAGCAGAGGGACCACUAUAGCUUCAUUGCCGUGACAAUGACGGGAGUAACUAUUGAGGUGUCCAUCACUGUCAACGACAUCAAUGACCAUGCACCGAUGUUCCCUAAAAAGAAAGCUGUGCUUAAGAUUCCCGAGCACACGGCAGUGGGGACGAGGUUUUCCCUGGAGCCUGCGACUGACGCAGACAAGGACCAGCUGACGACUCAAGGCUACGCUAUCAGAGAGGGGAAUGUAGGCCAGGCAUUCAGACUGGAGACCAAGAAAGCUGCCAACAAGGUUCUGGACCUGGUGGUGAAUGGACCACUAGACAGGGAGAAGCGCUCCUCGUACUCCCUCGUCCUUGAGGCCUUCGACGGGGGCUCGCCGAGAAGGAUGGGAUCCAUGAGCCUGGAAGUGACAGUGACGGACAUCAACGAUCACGCGCCACUGUUCAAUCAGAGCAGAUACCACGCCAUCAUCUCCGAAAGUCUUCCACAAGGAAGUAGCAUCCUGCAGGUGUUUGCAACAGAUGAGGAUGAAGGCGAUAACGGUCUAGUGUUGUAUGAAAUCAACCGGCGCCAGAGUGACCCUGAACGCUACUUUGUCAUCGACGUCAAGUCUGGUGUCAUCACGCUGAACAGACCACUGGACUAUGAACUAAAGAGGGUACAUGAACUGGUGGUCCAGGCCCGGGAUAACGCCAGCCACCCCGAGGUGACCAAUGCGUUUGUGACUAUCCACGUCCGUGACUUCAAUGACAACCAGCCCACCAUGACCAUCAUCUUCCUGAGUGAGGACGGCUCGCCGAGAAUCUCAGAGGGAGCCCAACCAGGCCAGUAUGUAGCCCGAAUAUCUGUCACUGACCCGGACUAUGGAGAGUACGCCAAUGUGAACGUGUCCCUGGAGGGCGGUGACGGCAAGUUUGCUCUUACAACCAAAGACAGCAUCAUUUACCUGAUAUACGUGGAUCAGGUCUUGGAUAGAGAGGAACGUGAUUCAUACGACCUCAGGGUGAUGGCCACAGACUCGGGCACGCCCCCUCUCAGGGCGGAGUCGUCUUUUACCAUCCAGGUGACUGAUGUGAACGACAACCCCCCUCUCUUCGACCAGCAGGCUUACAGACAAACUAUUCCUGAGGUUGUUUACCCUGGAUCCUUUGUUCUUCAAGUCACCGCGAGGGACAAAGACCAGGGUCCAAACGGAGACGUCCGAUAUAGUCUCCUCAAGGGCAAAAACUCGCACUCUAAUUGGUUUUCAAUCGACCCCGUCACGGGAAUCAUUACCACGGCAGCAGCUCUUGAUUUCGAAUCGGAGCCGGCUCCUAGUGUGACUGUGAUUGCAACGGAUAAUGGCCGCCCGCCGCUGUCAUCCACAGCCAAGGUGGACAUCGUGCUGCAGGAUGUUAACGACAACACACCUGUGUUCUCCAGCAGCCUCUACAGCGCUUCCAUCAAGGAGAACACCCCAGCUGGGACCUGCUUCUUAGAGGUGUCAGCCACGGACGAGGACCGCGGCUCCUUUGGCACCAUAAGCUACACUCUGGGCUCAGGUUCCGGAGGCCUGGCACCGGCACACUUCACCCUGGACAAGGAGACGGGCCAGUUGUGCACCAGCACAGCUCUGGACAGGGACGAGGGACUGGACAAGUUUGACUUGACGGUCACUGCAACAGAUGGAGGGGGUCUGAGCUCAGUCGCCCGCGUGCAGGUUUCCGUGGUGGACAUCAACGACAACCGACCCACUUUCUAUCCAGUCCUCUACAUGGUCAGUCUCAGCGCCCACAGUGCCCCGGGAACGUCCGUCGUCAAGGUAACAGCUAAUGACCCUGACGCUGGGGAAAACGGCAGGGUGACCUACCGCACAGUGCCUGGAGGGGGCUCCACGUUCUUCACCCUCAACAAGGACACAGGCGUGAUCUCUCUCUCGCGCUCGCUCCACGGCAAAGCCAACACGGUCAUCUCCAUGGUGAUAUCAGCUGAGGACGGUGGCGGCCUGACGGCGCCGGUCACCGCCCGGGUGAACGUGAGCGUGGUGGGAGGCUCCGUGGCGUCUCCCGUCUUCGAACAGGCUCAGUACUUCUUCACCGUGUCCGAGGACGUCCUGCGGGGGACGGCGGUGGGAGCGGUGCGCGCUGCCACCAAGACAGGCCUCUCUAAAGAUAUCUUCUACUCCAUCUCUUCCGGAGACCCUGAAGGUCACUUCACGGUGGACAGUGCCUCUGGCACCAUCCGUACCGCUCUUCCUUUGGACCAUGAAACCUGCUCCAGUCUGGACCUGGAAAUCCAGGCUCGCUCUGGCUCUCCUCCGGCGUACGGCACCAGCCGCAUACACAUCACCAUUUCGGACGUCAACGACAACGCCCCCGUUUUCCUCCCUUCGUCAUCAGAGUCCCUCCUUCUGCCCGAAAUCACCAAAAUGGGGACCGUCAUAUACCGCAUUCAAGCCACCGACAAGGAUUCGGGCCACAACGGUCAGCUCAGCUUCGACCUCCUCUCUGCUGGAGCUGCAGGCAGCAGUGGUCAGAGGACGUUUGGUGUUGACCGGGGAAGUGGGGAGGUGCGGCUGAUUGGCGGCCUGUCGUACGAAAGUGUCCCGCGCUAUGACCUUCAGGUGGUUGCCAAGGAUGGCGGCGCGCCACAGCUCAGCUCCACGUUCACCCUUGUGGUCCACAUCCAAGCACAGGAUGCCCAAGGCCCCAACUUUGACACCCUCACCUACCGCGUGGAGCUGCGGGAAAACACGGCGCUCAACACGCGUUUCCUCCAGGUCCGAGCUCUCAACAGAGAAGCUUCGGGGAACGGCGGGAGCUCCUCCUCGUCUUCUCCCUCCUCGAUCUCCUACCGCCUCAGGCCUGAUGGAGAUGCUGCCGGUUUUGGCAUCAUGCCCGACAGUGGUUGGCUCUUUGUGCGCAGCUCUCUGGACCGAGAGGUCAAAGACAUGUACCUGUUGACUGUGCUGGCCACCUCGGGCCCAGGAGGGGCGGGGAGAACCGGAAGCGCCACAGUCCGGGUGACGGUGACCGACGAGAACGACAACUCCCCCAGACUGAGCCAGGAGAGGGUGUUCCUGGCCGUCAGAGAGAACGUGCUGGCCGGCACAGGUUUCGGCAGAGUGUCCGCGACGGACAGAGACGCGGGACUAAAUUCCCGCCUCACGUACAGGCUGCUGCACACGGACAGACACUUUCAGAUCAACUCACAAACAGGGGAGAUCAGCACCCGCCUUGGCUUAGACAGAGAGCAGCAGUCCAGUCACCAGCUGGUUGUGGUCGUCCAGGACGGGGGAACGCCCCCCCGCAGUGCCACGGGCACCGCCCAUAUCACCGUGCUGGACGAAAAUGACAAUGCCCCCAGCUUCACUCACGCCAGGCCGGAACGGGAGUUGCUCCUGCAGGUGAUGGAGGGGCUUCCAUCUGGGACAGUCUUAGGGACAGUUACAGCCAAAGACCCAGACGAGGGAGAAAAUGGAACAGUGUACUACUCUCUAUCAGGCUCCAGAGCCGAGCGCUUCUCCCUCAACCCGACCAGCGGCGAGUUGAGAACGGCGUCCCCUCUAAGAUGGACAGAGCGAGCCGAGUACAUAUUUGCAGUGACCGCCGCUGACCACGGAGCGCCCGGCCUCAGCUCCACCUGCCAACUACAGAUACAAGUUCUCAGCUCCUCCAGAUCCAGCCCGAAGCCCAACCUGCUCUCGAUGACGCUGAACAUUAUCGAAGGCGUCGAUCCGGGCUCCAUCGUCGGCUCCGUCCGCCCGCACGACAAGCAGGACGCGGCCCCACUGGAAGGCCAGGUGACGUACCUGGUGGUGGGAGGCACGGACCGGGACGGUACUUUCAUGGUGGACCGCUUAAAGGGAGACGUGUACCUGGUGCGGGAGCUGGACUACGAGAGGGGCUCGAGGUACACGCUGCACGUCGAGGUGUCCGACUUCUCCCAAGCGUUUCCCAGCAGCCACCUGGUGCAGCUGGACAUCCACGUGCAGGACAGCAAUGACCACGCCCCUCACUUCAUGGAGGACCCUGUUACUAUUGUGGUCCCCGAGAACAUGGAGCCAGGGGCCUCCAUAUAUACCUUCCAGGCUGUGGAUAAGGACGGCAGUGGACCCAACAGUGAGCUACAUUACUCCAUCGAGCACCACUGGCCCGACACGCCUGACCUCCUGACCCUCGACCCCUCCAGUGGAGUCCUGACCCUCGGGCAGAAGUUGGACCGCGAGUCCACACCCUCGCUCUACCUCGUGGUGCGGGCCACGGAUCAGCCGCUGGAUCCCUCACAGAGGCGCUGGGGUUCAGUCACCGCGCGAGUGUUUGUGACGGACGAGAACGACAACGCUCCGGUCUUCAGCUCGCCGUCUGCGGUCAGCGUCAUGGAGGACCAGCCUGUCGGGUUUGUGAUUUUGUACGUGAUGGCUCGAGAUGAGGAUGAAGGUGAAAAUGGCCGAGUGUCCUACAGAAUCCAGGCAGGAAACAGUGCUGGUCGCUUUAGUCUGAACCCCAACACUGGCGCUCUGUCCAUCCUUAAAGCCUUAGACAGGGAAGAGCAGGAAAUCUUCAAUCUGACCAUCGUCACAGAGGAUCAUGGGAUACCUCAGCUGUCCACCUCUCAGGUGCUGUGCGUGCAGGUGAUCGACGUGAACGACGAGGCUCCCGUGUUCCAACAAGUAGAGUUCGAGACCCAGGUGAUGGAAGACCAAGGGCCGGGAACGACAGUGUUGACGGUGACUGCCACGGACAGGGAUCAAGGCUCUAACGGCCACGUGAUGUACGGAGGUGUGACCGAGGAGGGCUUCGUCAUCAACCCAGUCACGGGAGUGAUCACCACCACAAAGGAGCUGGACGCAGAGCGACAGGAUCACUACACUCUCACUGUGUAUGCCAGGGACGGAGGUUUGCCCCCGAACUUUGCCAAGGCUGUGGUCCGCGUGGAAGUGCAGGACGUGAAUGACAAUGCCCCGGUCUUUUCAAAGCCGUGGUACAGACUGGAGGUGCCAGAGAACCAGGCCCCUGUAGAGCUUUGCUUCCUCAAGGCGACAGACCCCGACUCGGGUCCUGGUGGAGAGCUGGAGUACAGAAUUACUGCCGGAGACUCACAAGGAGAUUUCCAACUCGACCUCAGCUCGGGAGCCCUGUCGACCUCGCGCGGCUUGGACAGGGAAACCAAGGCUGAAUACGCCCUUGAGGUGGUGGCCACGGAUCGCGGCAGCCCCGCUCUCAGCACCACCGCCACGGUGGAGGUGGUCGUCCUCGACGUCAACGACAACAGCCCCGUCUUCGGCAAGAGCAGCUACACUGUGGAUGUGUCGGAGGACGCGGCAGAAGGCACACAGGUUCUGGAGGUUUCAGCCAAAGACGCUGACGAAGGACUGAAUGGGAAGGUUCUGUAUUUCCUCAGCCGAGAGACACACGGAGCGUUCGCCGUGGACGAAAACACCGGUCGCAUAAACACGGCCGCUCCGCUGGACAGAGAGAAACGGGCGUCGUACAGUUUCCAGGUGUUUGCGCUUGACCUUUCACCGGCGGCACCCAGGAACACCUCCGCUCAGGUGAGCGUCUACAUCCAGGAUGUCAACGACAACGCUCCCGUCUUCAUCCAGGAUCCGCUGGUCAUCGAAGUGUCCAGCAGGAAUUCUCAGCGGGUUCUUGCCACGAUGAAGGCAGAGGACAAGGAUUUCGGCGCCAACGGUUCCGUGUUUUACCGUUUCGCUAUGCCAGUGAGGGGGUUUAGCAUCAACUCCUUGACAGGGGAGAUCCAGGCGACUCAGCCCCUGGGGGACCUGACUCAGGCUGAGAGGACGUUGAUCGUGGAGGCCAUGGAUCAGGGCAGUCCAGCUCAGUCUGCACAGGGUGUGGUGGUGAUUUACGUGAAGGAGGUGCAAUACAGUGGCAUUCGCUUCUCUAGGAAUGCCAGAGACGUCAGCAUCCAGGAGAACGCCGCAAAAGGCACAGCUGUGGCGCAGACUCAGGCUCAACACCCAGAUGGGACACGAAGGGGUAUCAGCUACAGCAUCUUUAGUGGAAACAGAAAACAUUCAUUCAGUAUCAGCUCGUCAACAGGUGAAAUCCAGGUGCAGAGCUCGAACGGUCUGGACUUUGAAGACACCCCCAGACUCCGUCUUGUCGUGAAGGCCGAGACCAUGUCCUCCACGUCUUUCAUGGCCGUGAACUUGAUCUUGCAGGAUGUCAACGACAACCUUCCUCGCUUUCAGCUGCAGAACUAUGUGGCCUACAUGAAAGAGACACAGGGAUAUGAAAUGCCAAUCAUACAGGUGGUUGCUGAGGAUGUGGAUCAGGGCCAAAAUGGCCAGGUGACCUACUCCAUCCAGUCAUCGGGUAUGAGCGGCUUGUUCAAGAUCGACCCGAUGACAGGAAGCAUCACCACGGCAGCCAUAAUGGACCGUGAAAUCUUUACCCAGACCAAGUUAAUCGUUACGGCAACCGACAGAGGAAGUCCAAGACUCGCUGGUUCAGCCACGCUGACGGUGAUCAUUAUCGACCAGAACGACAACAGUCCCACGAUUCCCUUACCCAAGGAAGUCCGCAUUCCAGAGAAUACACUGAUCGGCACGGAAAUCACUCUAGUGACGGGUAACGACGUGGACUCCAGUCCGGCGCUGUCUUACACCUUACAGCUGGACCCGACGGCCUCGGGCAAGUUCGGGAUCCACCGCUACAGUGGCGGCGUGUCGCUCACCGCUCCUCUGGACUUUGAGGAGAAGACGUGGUACACUGUUACCGUCAGAGCCACAGACAGCCAGCAUCAGACUGAGGCUAACAUUACAAUACUGGUGGAGGACAUUAAUGACAAUGCACCUGCGUUCACUCAUGAUCUCUACCAGGUGACUCUCCAAGAGCACACGCCACCGGGAAGUGCAGUCGUCACGGUAACGGCAACUGACAGAGACUCCGGCGACAACGGAAAGAUCACCUACAGAGUCAUGUCAUCAACUCAGGAGGGCUUCUACAUCGACCCCAACAAUGGGACCCUGUUCAUUAGUCACAGAGCCGAGUUUGAUCCCGAGCGACCCUCGAUCAGUAUUGUCAUUGAAGCUCGUGAUGGAGGCUCACCUCCGCUCUCGUCACUGACCACAGUGCAGGUUCAAAUCUCCGACGUCAACGACAACGCGCCUGUGUUCCAUCAAUCUGAGUACAGGGCUACAGUUGCUGAGGACACCAUUCCGGGAUCCACAAUAUUGACUUUCGAGGCCUUUGACAGUGACCUCUCCCGAGAAAACUGCGGCUUCGACUUUGCCAUUGCCAACGGAAACGAGGGAAACGCUUUCCAGAUCGAAAGCAGCGUGCGCUUCCUGGAGGGGCGGGGAUUUCAGACUGUUGGGACUCUGCUGUUAGCAGAGGGGCUUGACUUUGAAACCAAGCCACUCUACAACCUCACUGUGGUCGUGUCGGACCGCGGCGUGCCCCAGAGGAGCUCGACUGUCGCUGCCGUGAUAACCAUCGGCGAUGUGAAUGAUAACUCUCCGGCGUUCGGCAGUGCCGAAUAUACCGUGUCGUUAAGUGAAGGAGCUGAAGCCGGGACAGAGAUCAUACGACUCACAGCUACAGAUCCGGACUCAACCCCCAAUGCUGAGGUCCAGUAUACUAUCAGCUCUGGUAAUGAGGUGAACUUAUUUACUGUGGACCAGUGGACUGGCGCGCUGCGGCUUCAGCGGGCGCUUGACCGAGAGCACCAGUCCACUCACGUCAUCAUCGUCCAGGCCGCGGACGGGCAGGGACACUUCACGCUAGCUCCGGUGAUUGUGGAGGUCAAAGAUAUCAAUGACAAUCAUCCCUUCUUCCCCGUGGAAGUCCUGACCGCGAGCAUCAGAGAAAACCAGCCAGCCAACUCGGCCGUUACCGUUCUCCACGCCAUUGACCAUGACACGGGUGUUUUUGGUCAGCUGAAGUAUUACAUGGUGGAACGGUCGAGGGUGGGAAGAGACAGCUUCACCGUGGACCAGAGCUCCGGAGAAAUCAGGAGCAGAAUUGCCUUCGAUUUCGAGAAGGUCAACUCCUUUAACUUUGUAGCGAUUGCAGUUGAUUCAGGCAACCACACGGCCACUGUGACUGUACAGGUGUUUGUCACAGGUGAGGAUGAGUAUGAUCCGGUCUUCACAUCCUCUGAUUUCAACUUUGAAGUCCCCGAAGAAGCUAAAAAAGGCCAGAGCAUCGGCCAGGUCCAAGCCAAUGACGAGGACGGAGGUGUGGAUGGUAUUGUUCUCUACUCACUUCCGGCCAACUCUCCAUAUUUUGAUGUAAACAAAACCACGGGGGUGAUUUAUCUCAAGGUGGAUAGUUCAGGCAGCAGUGGGAGCAGUGGGUCGGGCCGUGCCAGAAGAGAAGCCCGGCUGAUGAAUCUUGAUGUGAGAGCUCACAGUCCUCUGGAUGCAUCUCGCACUUCUACAGCCCAGAUCUCCAUAGAUGUCACAAACACCAACUUUGGCCUGGCACCUGAUGUGAACAUCCUGCUUAUUAGCAUCAUCGCAGUUUCCCUUGGUUUCAUCGUAUUGCUGGUGAUCAUGGCAGUGGUGGUGUUCCUCGUGAAGUCACGGAGAAGAAAGAAAGAUCAGGAUGCAGCAAACCGAACUGCGUCUUCGGGAACUGCUCUGCAGAAACUAGAUGACUGCAGUUCAGGACCUGGAGCUGAAAGGAUCUACCACCAGGCCUUGCCAGGCUACGCUGGAGAUCAGGGUGGAGCUGGUGGCGGUCCCUACACAAGAGGGGGCUCUUUGGAUCCUUCUCACUCUAGUGGAAGAGGAUCAGCUGAAGCAGCAGAGGACGACGAGAUCAGGAUGAUAAACGAGUAUCCCCGCGUGGCCUCCAUCACCUCGUCAAUGCAGGAGCACAUCUCAGCCAGGGGACCAGACUCUGGAAUUCAGCAGGAUGCUGACCAGCUCUCAGAUAUUUCCUGUGAACCUGCAGCUUUGGAGGGCAGCACUUGGUUCAAAGGAAAGAAACUUGGUGGAAGUCUCAGUGGGACCUUGCUCUCUGGCCAGCUCCCAGUGUACAGGGACGAGGGCAGUGGAUACCUGGGAGUAGGCCGUGGCCUCAACAUGACUUUGCCCAAGGAUUACGCCUUCCCUGAAGAUGGUAAACCUUCAGUGGACGGUUCCCUCACAGCUAUUGUUGCCAGUGACGAGGAGCUCCGUGGAAGCUAUAACUGGGAUUAUCUGCUCAACUGGUGCCCACAGUUCCAGCCUCUAGCAAAUGUUUUUACAGAGAUCGCGAGGCUGAAAGAUGAAACUGCGCAGCAGAGCCAAAACCCUCGCCAGCCCUUUCACCCGAAGCCCAAAAUGGACCCCAAACCUAGAAUUGACCCUCCACCACUCAUCACAUCCGUAGCCCAUCCAGGGGCAAUGUCGGUCCCACCAAAGGUCCCCGUGCCUGUAAUUGGACGGACAUUCCCCCAUUUGGCCUCGCUUCGCAGGUCCCCUAUCAGUCACGAGGGGUCCAUUUCAUCAGCAGCGAUGUCCCCCAGCUUCUCCCCAUCUCUGUCCCCCCUGGCAGCUCGAUCUCCAGCGGUUUCGCCCUUUGGAGUCAACCAAGGUCCUUCGGCAUCCAUGAUCAGCACCAGGGAGCCCUCACUGGACCGGAGUCCUGAUCAUGAGAUGAGAAUAUGAUGUAAAAAUAUUAGAAGACUAUUUAAAGUAGGACAUUAAAGACAGACAACCAGAAUGACUCUGAACUGGAAGGGUUCACAUGUGUCCGGAGUUCAAAUGCCUGACCACUUUUCUGGACAAUAAAAACAAAAACAUACUUAACCUCCUCCUGGUGGAAUAUGUGCUUUGGCGUAAUUCCCUUGGUCGCCACAGGAACUCACCAAAGUGGAACAUGUGCCUGGGUUGACUGGACCAACCCACCAUUCCACAGUGACGCAGGUCUCCGAGAACUGAUCAGGGUUGAGAGGUGGAGUGACCUCUUUAUGGGACUGCGCGUCGAGCUUGCCCUGCAGUCAGAGAUCCUUUAGUGUGUAGAUAAAUAGAUAAAUGUGUAGUUUCCGUGUUUUCUCACUGGCUGGCCAGGGAGUUAAGGACCUAGUUUCUCUCUUUUACACUCCAGUAUUAAACUCAUCUAGUGGCUGCUUUCAAACUGAUGGACAUGACGACCAGUGGGUUCAAUUGCCAACGCAUCGUACAGAGGAAUCGCAAUGGAGAUGGUUGUGUUUUUUUUACUCACCAAUACAAACAACACUUCUUUUGAUUUUGAUUUUUUUAUACUUUUGUAUGAAAUUAUGAGUUCAGAUUUCCAGAAAUGCCAUUAUUCCACGUGGAGAGGUUAUUGUUUUUGUUUCUGUGCAUAUUGUGUAUAUUUGUAUGUAUGCGGACUACAUUAUGUACUGUAUGUGUCUCCUUGGUUUUUAGAGAUUCCUGUGACAGUUCUGUUGUGAGUGAGAGGGAGACAUUCGUGUUUUUAUCAUUAUUUAUAUGAAAAAUGACUUUCCUGCCCAGUUACCCGUACAUUUUUUAAUAAUUUUUUUUUUUUGUCAAAUUGUAGAUCUCUCUAAAUCCAAAAAACAUCUUGGUCAAAAACGAAAUGCCUACUUCUGCUGUAAUACACAACAGCACAUCCCCUUUGUUUUUCAGGGACAGCUAAAUUAACUGGUCACCUCUGUGUCUUUAAAAAAAAACAAACAAACAAGUGCUUCCUUAAGUCAGUUACGCCAGUCAUUAUCUUAAAUUCAUUUUUACUGUGAAAUUCUUCAUCUCAGCACAAUGGUAUUAACAUGCAACGAACGGUAGAGGAAACGUGGCAAAGGUUGUGGAAAAGUAGCACACGUGCAAGACAAAGCGGAAACAAGGGCCUAAAUGCAUGAACCCUAAUGAAUGUACAAGGAUUUAGCAACCAGUGCAGUAUUUAUUUUCAUGUGAACUCUGUGUUCCGUGCAUUUUUAUUCCCGUUCUUCUCACAUCGAGACGUUCAACGACACAAGGAGGUGUUUUCGCGUUCCAUUUAGCGACACCUUCUCUCUUUUCUCUCUGCUGUUGAAUGUCUUUUUUCAUGUGCAUUUUCUUCCCCCUUUCUGGCCUGUUUUUAAUCUCUUCGGGGUGAUUGCAUAUUGGAUGUCUUCUUGUGUUCAAAAGAUGGCAACUACCUCUGUUCUUUGUUCACCAUAGCUGUACAAAUUGAACCGUGCAAGGCUGACACUGGUUCCUUUAGAAGCUACACAUGCCACAUGAGCCUAACUCUAGCACAACAUGUUCUCGACUCAUAAUCACGCUGUGUCAAAAGCAUUUUCGGCAUUGGAGGACGUCCAUUUGGAGUUCACUUCAAGAUGAAUGCCAGUGACUGAUCAGUGGAGCAAUGACAGAAAAAGAAAAAAGAAAAAAAGAGCUGUAUAUGUAUUUAGAGCAAAUAAUAAAUUCCGACUGAUCUCUUUUGACAAA
Messenger RNA from Solea senegalensis (Senegalese sole), 11741 nucleotides. RefSeq names its product dachsous cadherin-related 1b (gene dchs1b). Gene Ontology annotation, cellular component: plasma membrane. NCBI's taxonomy places the organism in Eukaryota, Metazoa, Chordata, Actinopteri, Pleuronectiformes, Soleidae. Gene Ontology annotation, biological process: homophilic cell-cell adhesion. Bases 75 to 9977 code for a protein of 3300 amino acids. The record is from RefSeq and is a predicted model, not a curated record. Gene Ontology annotation, molecular function: calcium ion binding. The transcript has 29 exons.